Molecule: messenger RNA, 1722 nt
Organism: Ilyonectria robusta
Lineage: Eukaryota; Fungi; Ascomycota; Sordariomycetes; Hypocreales; Nectriaceae
Exons: 1
Coding region: 1-1722 (573 amino acids)
Source: RefSeq, a predicted model, not a curated record
AUGGCUUUCCAUCAGCCGACCCGUCAGUCCAUCCAGCGCGUCGUACAACCGACGGUCGAAGAGCGGGAGGCUGCGCGGCUGGACACAUCCGCUGGCCAAGAACAGCGGCAGGAGGAGUCGCAAACAUGGGUUCUCUUCGCGCCCACUGACGUGACGACCACGUCGUACCUCACAGAGACCGAGCAAUCACUGGAGACGCCCGGACAGGAGCGAGCGAGCAUCUUGGGCGGCGUAAGAGCAGCUGCGACAUCGGAGGUUGGUGCCAACUCUCGACAAUCCACUUCUCUCUCCGCCGUGGACGAUGAAUCCGCCGACGACGACGCCGAGCUUGACAGCCUCGACAGCCACUUACCUGAGUUCCGCUCUUUGCCCGGAAUUUUCUCCCAAUCACAUAAUGAACCCCAGGAGGCUUUGCCUGUGUUUCCCAGCCACGAUGGACUGGGGUCUUUCCGGCUAGAUCAGCCGGCUUUGGGAGUGGAUGCACAGGACCAGAUAUAUCAGUUUGAGCGGUUCAACCCGCGGCGCCUACGACGGCGCAGAGAGAGCCUUGAUCUGGCCCAGCUGGAUCUAGAACACGACCAGGUUCAGGAGACUGAGAAACGGCAGAGGAUCGAGGCGUGGCGAUUAGAACACAGCCGCGUGCUCCUGAGUGAAAUCCAACGGGAAACGCGCCGGAGGCGGCAUUCUCAAGCAUCACUUCACAGACGCUCAUCGUCAACACCUAUGCCGAUUGUCUCGAAACCAGCUCAAGAUGCCGAGUCAGACAAUAUGACCUGGCAUGACGAGGAUGCCGUCCAGCCUCACUCAGAGUCUGAGGGCUUCCUCACUCGAAUCACCCGCAAGGUCAUGCGAGACUUGGGCAUCGACGACAGAUUGUUAUCGAUUUUGCUGGGAGAUGCUACCCCCGAUACCGAUGAGGAGUUGGCAGCAACACCCCGCGCUUCCCAGUUGGGUGUGCACCCCCCGCAACCAUCGAAUCCUGAGUCUUGGCAACUUGAUAUGCUCGAACGGAUGUCGAGAGAAUUGGGCAUGCUUGUGAGCCAUCUCUCUCAUCACCCGGGAGCCUUUUCCACAUACAACAUGGUGCAGCAAAUGUCUCUGCCCUACGCCGGCCUUCCCAUCAUCCCAGAGUCCAAUAUGUCACAUUCCGCCGCAGACAACAUCCCUCCUAACACCGACCCUGAACACUCAUCAUUCCCUCAGUUCCAGCCAACCAUGAAGACGGCCUCUCGACCGAUCAACAUCCCUGGCCGACUAGCCGAACCAUCCGCCGACCCGGUGCAGGCACCGCGACAGGAUGUCCCUAUGGGCAACGCCUUCACCCAAGAGGAGUGGGAGAAAGACCUGGACAUGAAGCUCGUGUUCCGAUAUCUCCGGUCCCGGUUCAUGUCGUCCCGGACCCCCAACCCCCCUGCGCCGCCCGGAACAGCGCACCUGGCAACGCCGAGCGCACAGGAACUCGCAGCCAAACUGGCCCGUGUGCGGCAACACCACCCGCUCGUAUCACGGAUGCGCCCAGUGGAGCGGAGGACGUUCAAGGCGACGACACCCACCAGCCCUGUCGCAUUGCGGCACCAGAGCAGUUGCGCGAGUCAGAGCACGAGGCGAUCGGCUCGGCGGAGCAGCGUCUCGUCCCGACAUUACUGGGAUAUUGGGGGCUCGUUGGGAACUGGCUCCGUGAUCGCUUCGAACGGCCCGAUGGGUAGUUGGGGCGAAGUGUAA